This is a messenger RNA of Fusarium redolens, 974 nucleotides long. RefSeq lists its product as uncharacterized. The transcript is spliced from 2 exons. Lineage: Eukaryota; Fungi; Ascomycota; Sordariomycetes; Hypocreales; Nectriaceae. The record is from RefSeq and is a predicted model, not a curated record. The coding region runs from base 171 to 974 and encodes 267 amino acids.
CCUUUUUCGCCCGUAGCUGCCUUCUUAUACCUUCGUCUUCCCAGGUGGUUCGAAGCGGGGUAGCCAUAGGCUACUGAACCUUAAGUGCGCCCAGCCGAGCCAAUUGGCAAUUUCCGUCAAAUGGAGCAUGACAAAUCGAUGGCAAGUGGGAGUCCUUUGUCAGUCAACUUAUGCAAGAUCCUAUCAACGGCACUGCUCAAGCCCUUGUAAUUGCGGGCAGUGACCCUAGAGGAACUAUCUACGGCAUCUAUGAUGUCAGCGAGCAGAUCGGUGUGAGUCCAUGGUACAGGUGGGCUGAUGUGCCAGUACGGAAGCGGAACGAAAUCUUUGUGCUUUCAAAGCCCAAACUGCAACAAUCGCCUUCUGUUAAAUAUCGCGGCAUCUUCCUUAACGAUAAGCAGCCGGGUCUUUCUAGCUGGGUCGGUUCCCGCUGGGAGGCAACUUGGAACGAUGCCGCUCCUUAUAACCACGAGUUCUACGCCCUCGUCUCGGAACUGCUGUUGCGUCUACGUGCCAACUACAUAUGGCCGGCUCUCUGGGGUAGCAUGGUCUACGUUGAUGACCCUCUCAACCAACCACUACUCGAUGCUUACGAGAUAGUCCUUGGCGGAUCUCACACCGAGCCCAUGAUGCGAGCACAGAAUGAGUUUCGAACCUUCUACGAGGGAGAGUGGCAGUAUAACACCAACAACGAGACUAUCGACGAGUACUUUCGCUAUGGCGUUGAAAGAGCCAAGCCCUAUGCCCGAAAUAGCCUUUGGACUAUGGCAAUGCGAGGAACAGGUGAUACAGCUAUCGAAGGUGACCUCGGUGUCGAUGCAAUUGUUAACAUGCUUGAAACUCUUGUUGGCAAUCAACGAGAAAUCCUCCGAGAGGGCCUUGAGGUUGACAUACAUGGCUAUAUGAAUAUUCACACCGAUUGUCUUAUAUUCAUAUUAUAUUCAACUUAUCUACCAAAACAAAUAUUCAUAUAA